Sardina pilchardus (European sardine) is the source of this 1825-nucleotide messenger RNA. RefSeq names its product ankyrin repeat and SOCS box containing 16 (gene asb16). Gene Ontology annotation, molecular function: protein binding. The record is from RefSeq and is a predicted model, not a curated record. Bases 250 to 1680 code for a protein of 476 amino acids. The transcript has 7 exons. Gene Ontology annotation, biological process: intracellular signal transduction. Lineage: Eukaryota; Metazoa; Chordata; Actinopteri; Clupeiformes; Clupeidae.
AUGGCCUUGUUUUUCCCCAACUGAUACUGUUUACGUACUACUACACACAACAUCGGCAAUUGGCAUUUUCAGGGUUGAAAGACAUGCAGACACAAAUAUCACCUCGUCGUCGAAUUCAUCUCCCACGCUGAAAAGACCAUUCCACUUGCAAGCCUGAAAAUCGCAUUCGUGCAAAAGGAAAGAGUAACGUUACCUGGAUGAAAACGCUGAAGGUACAACAUAGGAAGGAACUAAAGGUCUCGGGGUUUAAUGUCACGGCAAACGUUCGCCUUCACUUCUGCCUCCCUCCGCUCUCUCAGACUUGAUCAGGAGAUGCAGGAUUGGGAGGAGGCGCGGCGGGAGCUGGCCCACCGGCGAGAUAUGUCUCGGAGGCCACUGCCACCUGCUCGCAGUACCCGACCCCCACCUCGAUCUAGGACCGACAAGAUUCAGGAGGUCAGGGCACCUCCACCGCAGAUCCGCUGUAGGGACCCAGCAGUCCACAACACCUUCAUGUGUGGAGACAUGGCUGGGAUCUAUGCUGUCCUUAAAGAACCUGGCAUGGUCAAUGCACUGAUGGAGACUGUUCAGGAGGAGAUGGUGUGGGCACCAGAAAUGGGCAUGUGGACCCUCACCACCAAAAUCAAACAGACAUCUGCACUGCGACUGGCAGCCAGCAGGGGGCACUCUGGCUGUGUGGAGGAGUUGCUGUUUCGUGGGGCCGAGGUGAACGAGGACCCUGGAGGUCGAAUGGCCCUCCACGACGCCUGCUCAGGUGGCCAUGCCAAUUGUGUCCAACUGCUUCUCAACCAUGGAGCAGACCCUGAUGUUCUGGCAGAGGACGGCAAUGCACCUCUUCACCUGUGCAACACUGCAGAUACCUAUCAGUGUGCGGAGUUGCUGGUGAAGAGCGGCGCCGAUGUGAACAUCUCCCACCGCCAGAGCCGCCUCACCCCACUACACAUGGCAGCGCGCCGUGGCCUGGACGAGCACGUGGAGCUGCUGAUCGCCCACGAUGCCGACGUGGCCGCCCAGAACCUGGAGGGCGAGACCCCGCUCAACGCCGCCUGCUGCGGGGCAGAGAGGGCAUCGGAGGUCGGCCGGUACCUGCGCGUGGUCAAAAGGCUGCUAGAGGUAGGUGCUGACCCGAGAAAGGCCGGCAAGAAGCAGCACACGCCGCUACACAAUGCCUGCGGCAACUGCUCCCCACGCAUCGCCCACCAACUGCUCCAGCACGGGGCCCGCGCAGACGCCGCCAACUGCUUUGGUUAUACACCAAUGGACUGCCUGCUGCAGGUGGGAGUGGGAUAUUGGCAGGUGGUAGAGGAUUACCCUGACCAGCAGCCUGAGGAGAUCGCCCGCAGCCUUUUUAACCACGGAGCUCAGCCACCAUCACCAAGGAUGCUGAAGCUGUGUCUUCUGUCCCCGGCCACUCUGGAGGUGAUGAUCAACUCAUACCAUGUUGUCCCACCUUGUGAGGACUGGAUAAACGAGGUUCCAAAGGAUCUCAAGAUGGCGAAUCAAUCUUUUUUUGAAUCUGUGCAGAGAAUGUCAGGACAGCCUCGAUCAUUACAGCACCUGUGUCGCUGCUCUGUCCGAUCUUGUUUGGGAGGAAAGUGUCACACUGCUAUAAACAGCCUCAACAUCCCCAGCUGUAUGAAAGACUACCUGUUACUAUGCUUGGAAGGAGAGAUUAGAUAGGUUCAAUAAAUCAGAUUCUCACUAAAUAUAAGAACAUGAACAUGUGAAUAUGGUGAUGGACUUGCUACUUUAAAGUGUGAAUAUAAUUGUAUUUUGUCAAAUAGAUUAUGAACACCUUAGAAAUGUUUUUUAAAAACUAUAUUUA